CCCUCCUAAUAAAACCCAUCAAGUCCAAACCUUUGAGCCAAAACCAAACACCCUUUUGGCCACACUCUUCAGUCUGCACAAUGUCAAUCCAACCUGACUCACCCAACAACAACACGUUGACCCAAAUGUUUCAGAACAUAUUCUCAGACAACAGUAACAUCAUGCUUGCAGCCAUCAUUUCUCUCCUCCUAGUAAUCCUCUUUGUCCUCCUUCUCCACCUCUAUGCCAAGUUGUUCCUCGCUCAGGCACAGCCUCAGGCCCACGCCCGCCGCCGCCGGAGGAGGAGGCGGCGAAACACGGUGACAGUCUCCGACGUCCUCGGCCCGGCAAGGUUCCACCACUUCCACAGCUUCAACAUAGAAGACAGUUCACCCCUCACAACAAAAGGCUUAGAUUCUUCAACCAUUAGAACAAUUCCACUCUUCAUCUAUGAACCCAACAACAACAAGGUCCAAGAAGAAGAAGAAGAACUUGAAUGUGUAAUUUGCUUGAGUGCCUUUGUGAGUGGUGAAGUGGGGAGGUGCUUGCCAAAGUGUGGCCAUGGCUUCCAUGUGGAGUGCAUUGACAUGUGGUUGAGUUCACACUCCAAUUGUCCUAUUUGUAGAGCCUCAAUUGUAGCAAGUGUUGUGGAGAAUGAUUCUAGGGUGGUGGUUUCAUCAAGUGAUCAUCAUCGUGAUGAAUUAUAUUACGGUGGAGAUCAUGAUUUGGUUGAGAUUGUGAUUGAAAGUGGUGGUGCUCCAAGUUCUGAGAUUAUUAGAGAGGGUGAUGGUAAUGGAGGAGCAAGAACAAGUGUUUCUGUUGGGUCAGAAACUUCUUCUUCUGAGUUUUUUGGGUGCUCUUUGGAGAGAAUGCUUGGCAAGGUUUUCCCAUCAAGUAAUGUAAAUUAAUGAAUGAAAUCACAUGCUUGAGAUGUAUAUGAUCGAAGUGUGUCUAUUUUCUCUACACAAUUAACCAUAAAAUGAGCAGCAUCAACUAUAGUUCUGUAUAUACAGGUUUUCUCUGUUUGAUCCUUCCUUGAAAUUAGUCUUGGCCUUGGAACUGUUAAAAAGAUUACUUUUUCAUUUUGUUGCCUUGGAAUCUUUUAAGCCCCCAGUUCACACUUUUUUUUUA
This is a messenger RNA of Glycine soja, 1110 nucleotides long. Its product is annotated as RING-H2 finger protein ATL63. Lineage: Eukaryota; Viridiplantae; Streptophyta; Magnoliopsida; Fabales; Fabaceae. The transcript has a single exon. The coding region runs from base 81 to 887 and encodes 268 amino acids. The record is from RefSeq and is a predicted model, not a curated record.